This is a messenger RNA of Entamoeba invadens IP1, 3132 nucleotides long. RefSeq names its product serine-threonine protein kinase, putative. Gene Ontology annotation, molecular function: protein kinase activity; ATP binding. The transcript has 2 exons. The record is from RefSeq and is a predicted model, not a curated record. Bases 1 to 3132 code for a protein of 1043 amino acids. Gene Ontology annotation, biological process: protein phosphorylation. Lineage: Eukaryota; Evosea; Mastigamoebida; Endamoebidae.
AUGUAUUUCGUUCUUUUUCAACUUCUUGUAAGUGUUUGGAGUCAACAAUGCACAAGCACAGGCUGUAAACAGUGUAUUGCGAAUGAGACGUGUAGUUCAUGUUCAGAGUUAUAUGAUCAAAAGGAUAAUAGCUGCUCCACUUGUGUUUCACUCAAUCCUUUGAAACCAAUAGAUGCCAAUAACACUCUUGUCGUGUUUGAAAAUGGGAUAUGUGUCGAUAAAACCAAUUCAAUUCGAAAGGACUACUCAGACAUGAUCACUUACUCCUUGUCUUCUGGAUAUAUAGAUUUGUCAUUCACAACUAACUCUAAAUAUUCAAUUGGGCCGUGCUCCUUCCCUAUUAGAAAACAAGUCCAAUAUCGACCAUCGUUUUGGAUUAAAGUCGAUUUGGCCGGCGUUGUUAACACACAAAGUCAUUAUAAAAUCAUCUUAAAAACACCGGAGAAUGCACCGAGAAUAUACGUGGAUGUCACUAAUACAGACCCAACAACAUCAGACGUUUUCAAUUGCUACGCGCGACAAGAAAUAGUGAUGAAUGGAGGGAGCUUGACCCUUCCAUUGUCUCAAGAAACGUAUUUCUUCUUCAUCUCCAUCGACGAUUUAACAUCGUUUUCGUUCUCUUUCAAAAUUGAUUUUGUCGAUGACUUCAGAGAGAGUGUUCUCGACCUCUCACAAGCACAGACAGACGCGCUGUACACCACCAAGAAGACUUUGUCUCACACCUUCAAAUUCUCGUCGGAAGGCAUUUACAUCUAUCCAGUCUGUGCGCCAACGAAGUUAAUGAAAGGGCUUUAUUUCACGAUAGAAACCAACUCUGAGUACAGUGUUUUGCUUGAUACUUCCGAACAAAACAGAUAUGCGUAUUUGAUGGAAUACACUUUAAAUGAGACCAAUAUCCUCCAAUGUAUUGAUUAUUACGUUGGCGAUUGGUGGGGAAUUUGGUCUUCAACUCGAGUCCAACAAGGCCUCCGAGUGCGAAUGAAACCAAGCGAGAACAAACGACUGUUAUUUGUUGGGACUACAGACCACUCCACGGAUUUGGAUGUGACGUUCUCUACAAUAUGUCCAAAGCACUGCUAUGAGAGUAAUGGGAAUGGAAUGUGUUCUACAAGAAACGGGGACUGCGUGUGCAGCGACUCUUUUGGUGCGGAAGACUGCAGGAAACUGUGUUAUUACAAUCAGAAGUUUUACAAGAAUGAUGGAGUAGUCUCUGGAGAUGCAAUGUGUUAUUUUGGGACGUUACAUUGUGACGCUGAUUGUGCUUGUGAGAGUGGCAAAUUAGAGUCGCACUAUUGUGUCAGUCAAAAUUGCGUCAAUAAGAACUUUGGCGAUGCAAAUGUCCAGUGCUCGUAUAACACAAGUCAUUGCCUUCCCAAUUGUAUAUGUGCUGAUGGGUAUGAAGUCACCGAAGAACGCCUGUGUCGUAAAUUGACGUGUGGUGAUGGGAUAGUUGAUGAAGGUGAGCAGUGUGACAACACCACCAAUUGUGAUCAUUACUGUCAAUGUCUUGCAGGGUAUGAAGUUGACCCAAAUGCCCCUGGAAAUUGUCGAAGUAAACCGAUAGCAUGGUGGGUGUGGUUAUUAGUCACAUUACUUGUGAUCAUAGCAUUCAUCAUCUUAGUUGGUAUUGUCAUUGGUGUCGUUCGAUUGACUCGUUCCAUUCGAUUGGACCAAUCUAUAUUUAAGCAACAGCAGCCAGUGUAUUACUACGACAUUACACAAAGUGUACCUAUGUCUCCAAGUGAGGAAGCUCGAUAUAACAUCGAGCCAUUGGACUUAGACUAUGGUAAUGAGAAUGUCCCCACUAAUGUCUUUGAUACGCGAUACGAGUUGGUCGACGUCAAAAAUUACUCGGGAAAUAAAUAUAUGAUGGUGAUCAUUCACACACCAAAUAACCCCAAAUUCGUCUUUUACUUUGACCCCCAAGUCAUCUUUUUGAGGCCAAAACAAAAAACGACUUUAACGAGUUACAUGACGUUGCACUGUACUACGAAGAUAAUGGGCAUGAAAAUCCAUUAUACGGUAUACUGGUCAAAACAUCUUCGGACGUUAAAGGAAAUAGCGGAGUUACUGAGAAAUAAAACAUUUGAGGAGUGGACCACUGAAAACAAAAUGCAGAUGGAGACCCUCAUGAAGGAUGUAAGUAGGAAGUAUAGACACCAGUUUGAGAUCAAAACGGUUGCUGCGAGUUCUACACAUAUUGAUAUGGACGAGUUGCAUUUGCGUGAGCAGCCCAUAGCACAGGGAGCAUCGGGGACUGUGUAUGUAGGGAAGUACAAGAGUAUUACAGUAGCUGUGAAGAUGUUCCGGUGGGAGAUGUUGACUGAAGACGAGUCCAAAGAGCUUAAAAAGGAUGUUAUUCGGGAGUGCGACUUGAUGAGUAAAUUGCGGAAUCCGUUCAUUGCGAAUUACAUGGGGUCUGUGACAUACAUUCCGAAGAUCUCAAUGGUCAUUCAAUUCUUCCAAUUGGGGUCAUUAGGGGAUUAUGUGAGACAUGAAAAGCCUGAGGACAUUGUCUUGCCGUAUAAAUUGAAAGUCAAGAUGAUGUUUGACUGUGCGAGAGGAAUGGCCUUCUUACAUGAGAAUCGGAUUAUGCACUUAGACUUGAAGCCGGACAAUUUACUUGUCAACUCGUUAUACGCCGACUCAAGUUGUGUGGUGAAGAUCACUGAUUUUGGGACAUCGCGAAUUACUAAGAAAAAGACGGAACAAGACCGAGGACUUGGGACACCCAUUUAUUUGGCACCAGAAGCGUUUACGGAUGUCUACACAAAUGCGGGCGACGUGUUCUCAUUUGCCGUCUUAAGUUGGGAACUUUUCUAUGCAAAAGAGCCAUACAAGGACUGCAAAAGUAUUUUUGAAAUCAAAGAGUUUGUGAUCUCUGGGAAACGACUUGUGUUUGAUGACACGAUACCAAACUGCUUUAAGAGUCUAGUAGAAGACUGUUGGAGACAUAAAAUGGAGGAGAGGCCGUCGUUUGAUGAUAUAUCGAAACGGAUCGUCACCAUAUUAGAGGAUGUGCCGAAUCACCCGGAGUUUGAUUCGAACGUGUCGAUGGAGAGAAUAGAAGAAAUCAUCAAUGAGAAGUCCGCAAGAGUCAAUGAAUUGUUAGCGGAACAAGAAACCGAGUAA